This is a messenger RNA of Exophiala aquamarina CBS 119918, 615 nucleotides long. Its product is annotated as PTH2 family peptidyl-tRNA hydrolase. The transcript has 2 exons. Gene Ontology annotation, molecular function: peptidyl-tRNA hydrolase activity. Gene Ontology annotation, cellular component: cytosol; mitochondrion. The record is from RefSeq and is a predicted model, not a curated record. The coding region runs from base 1 to 615 and encodes 204 amino acids. Lineage: Eukaryota; Fungi; Ascomycota; Eurotiomycetes; Chaetothyriales; Herpotrichiellaceae.
AUGGCUGAGAAAGCGCCUCCUUCCGUUGCAGCUGUCGCUGUUUCUUCUCUCUUCCUAGGCCUACUGGCCGGCUAUUUCCUCGGACAGGGAUCUAGCAUUGGACUUUUCGGCAGUCCCAGCCCUAACGAAGCAAUGAAGAGCUGGCCGAACAGCUACGAUGUGAAAGUCCAUGCUGAUUCUAGCGAUGAGCAGGCUGAUGACGAGGAAGAGGAGGAGGACGGAGACGGUAAAGAACUAGGUGAUUUCCGAGAUUCAACGGAUGAGGUCAAGUUGGUUCUUGUUGUGAGGACGGAUCUUGGGAUGGGAAAGGGAAAAAUCGCGGCCCAAUGCUCCCACGCAACACUUGCAUGCUACAAAUACCUCAUCCAUCAUUCUUCAUCAGCCUCGAUCCUAAAACGAUGGGAAUAUGGCGGUCAAGCUAAGAUCGCUCUACAAGCCAAGUCUGAAGAGGAGCUGGAAACGUUCCAAGCACAAGCCAUGAGCCUAGGUCUUUGUGCACGAAUCAUACACGACGCUGGGAGGACCCAAAUAGCAGCUGGCAGUGCGACAGUGCUCGGAGUCUUAGGUCCAAAGAGCGUUGUUGACUCGGUCACUGGGCAUCUGAAGCUUCUCUAA